UCAGCCUUUCCGAUAUAUUUGAAUGCGAUAUAUGAAAAAUCGUUAUUUCCCCUUUAAUAUUCGAAAAUCGUUGUUAGAAUGUAUGCUUCAUAAAUCCGUAUUUAAAAUAAAUUAUUGUUCUAUUAGACUCUCACUGUUUCCGAUAAGGUAAAUUCGAUGGAUACUUAAACCAUGUAUCUACAUAGACAUUUAAAUCGUUUUAAAAUUAAUAAAAUACUUUUAGACUACCGCAAGAUAUCUACCAGACUGCUAAAGUAGCCAAGAUUCUUUUACUUAUGGAAAAAGGCAAGGGAAAUCGGUACCGAGGAAAAAAAUUAAGUGAAAUCAAUAUAGAUGAUAACGAAUACUAUAGCUCUGAAUACGAAGGCGAUGAAGAACCGAUUAUGCAGAAGGUGCUAAAGCGGGUUACAAGGGGAAAAAAACCUGAAGACGAAUUAGAUACUGGAGAUUCUGACAGAUAUGUGCAUCAGUCAACGGAACGUGAUCAACAUAAUGAAAACACAUUAUCAAGAAAUUAUUUUAAAAAGGCGACUAGUCCGUUUCACGAAUCUAACGAAGAAAAUAGUGAAGAACCACCAACAAAAAAAACUAAAGAAUCAUCCACGAAAUCCAUCCAGAGAUUCAGAGCCAAAUGGUCAGAUAAUGAAAAACAAGUUUUACUUCAGUACUUUGAAAAACAUAUUAAAAAAAAAUUACCCCUCGGAAACAUGAAUGUGACGAACUACUGAAACUACAUCCACACGUGUUCGAAAAUAAGGACUGGGUCCGAAUAAAAACAUAUGUGUAUAAUACAUUCCGUGAAAGGAAGUGAUUGCUUAUUUUUAUUUUUACUGAACCACAUACUCGUAAUAGAUUAUUUUUAGUUCCAAUAAGUUACUUUUAAAUAAUAUAUAUUUUAUUUUCAAAAAUGUUUAAACCUAAACAAAUCCGAUUUUUGUACGAAAAGAUCAUUUUUAAAUAUGAUCAGGUACGCAAUAUAAAAUAGUGAAAGUUGAGAAAUCUGACAACCCUGUCGGGCUUCAUAUAGUCUGGUAAAUAUAAACAUUUUAUACAAUUGGCUUCGUAUUACCUUCAAAUGUUUGGGCUUCGAAAGACCUAAACUAUAUAUCUACUAUUUGUGUAUUAAAAUAACUUACCCCUCAAAGGUUGCCUUUACUAACUUUAGAAUUUCCUAUAUAAUUACAUAAAAUACACUCCUCUAUCGGGCGUAUUAAGGGUGGGCUUCCGGUUGUCUGACUAAUAUAGUGGGCUUGGUAU
Molecule: messenger RNA, 1257 nt
Organism: Diabrotica virgifera virgifera (western corn rootworm)
Lineage: Eukaryota; Metazoa; Arthropoda; Insecta; Coleoptera; Chrysomelidae
Exons: 2
Coding region: 276-728 (150 amino acids)
Source: RefSeq, a predicted model, not a curated record